Messenger RNA from Magallana angulata, 597 nucleotides. RefSeq lists its product as uncharacterized. The transcript has a single exon. The coding region runs from base 1 to 597 and encodes 198 amino acids. NCBI's taxonomy places the organism in Eukaryota, Metazoa, Mollusca, Bivalvia, Ostreida, Ostreidae. The record is from RefSeq and is a predicted model, not a curated record.
AUGGUGACUUAUGGAGUAGUGUUGGAUCUGAAAAGUCAUACUCUCAGUGUUGGAGGUGAACGACUGGAUUUAACCUCGGGACCUAAGGGAAUUAUUCCUGUAGUUUCUAACGUGGUGGUUUCCAAGCGCACAGUGGUUCCACCCCACUCAGUGGUGCACGUUCCUGCUCAGCUAGAAAGAGAAAUGAAACAUAAUGUGAUAGAACCAUGUAAUGAGGACUUGCCAAUUUUGAUACCAAGGUGUCUGUACAAGAAUCAAAACAAGCCAGUGGUGUGUUUAGUGAAUGCAUCAGAUAGGUACUUCACUAUUAAAAGUAAUACAGUAGUAGGGAGAGCAGAAGAUGUACAAGAUACAGAACAGUUUGUAAGAGCUACAUGUGUAACAGAAGCAAGUGGUGGGGAAAGUCCUGUUCCUGAGGAGCUCACCCAACUGAUUAACAACAUCACAACUAAGCUAUCGAGUAAGGAAAAACAAGAGCUCAGAACUUUGCUGCUAGAAUUCCGGGACAUAUUCUCCACAGAUGAGUUUGACAUUGGUACAUUUAAGAAAGUUGAGCAUAGUAUUGAUACAGGGGCAGCGCAGCCAAUCAAACAGUGA